Messenger RNA from Malania oleifera, 3103 nucleotides. Its product is annotated as kinesin-like protein KIN-10A. Gene Ontology annotation, cellular component: microtubule; kinesin complex. The transcript is spliced from 6 exons. The record is from RefSeq and is a predicted model, not a curated record. Gene Ontology annotation, molecular function: microtubule binding; microtubule motor activity; ATP hydrolysis activity. NCBI's taxonomy places the organism in Eukaryota, Viridiplantae, Streptophyta, Magnoliopsida, Santalales, Ximeniaceae. The coding region runs from base 84 to 2990 and encodes 968 amino acids. Gene Ontology annotation, biological process: microtubule-based movement.
UCUCUCUCUCUGUGUUGUUGAUUUUACAAUUGUGGAAAUACAAAGAACAUCAGAUCUGCAUUAUCUUUUCUAGGUUUUACUCAAUGGCUCCUACGCCCUCCUCCAAAUCUAACCCAGGCCAACACACUCACCCAAAAACACCCCAAUCGAAGCACCGCCUCCACUUCAAUGCGGCGAAAAUCGCUCACCCAUCUCCAAAUCCAAACGCUGUGACCAAAGAAACCCCGCCGCCGGAGCACCCCGUCGAAGUGAUAGGCCGAAUUCGCGACUACCCGGACCGAAAGGAGAAACCCUUAUCGGUAUUGCAGGCAAAUCUGGAUCGUCACUCUCUUCGGCUUCGAACAGAUAUAGGGUACCGGGACUUCAGUCUAGAUGGCGUAUCUUUAUCCGAAGAGGAAGAUCUUGAUGGGUUUUACAAGAAAUUUGUGGAAUCGAGGAUCAAUGGGGUUAAAUUGGGGGAAAAAUGUACCAUCAUGAUGUACGGUCCGACCGGGUCUGGGAAGAGUCACACCAUGUUUGGGUGCUCCAAGCAGCCUGGGAUUGUUUAUAGAUCUUUGAAAGAUAUUUUGGGAGAAGGGGGCGAAGAGAAUGAUGCGAAUGGUACGAAUGUUGGCCUCCGGAUGUUUGUUCAGGUCACCGUGCUUGAGAUUUAUAAUGAGGAGAUUUAUGACCUUCUGUCCGGCAAUAAUGGUGGGGGAUUUGGUCUUGGGUGGUCAAAGGGCUGUGCUUCUAAGGUAAAACUAGAAGUGAUGGGGAAGAAGGCCAAGAAUGCAACCUUUAUUUCUGGAAAUGAAGCAGGGAAGAUAUCAAAAGAGAUACAGAAGGUCGAGAAACGCAGGAUUGUUAAAAGCACACUCUGUAAUGAGAGAAGCUCUCGAAGCCACUGCAUGAUAAUUCUUGAUGUGCCAAUGGUUGGAGGACGGCUGAUGCUUGUGGACAUGGCAGGUUCUGAAAAUAUUGAGCAAGCUGGUCAGGCAGGAUUUGAAGCAAAAAUGCAGACAGGGAAAAUCAACCAAGGAAAUAUCGCCCUCAAGAGAGUGGUUGAGUCAAUUGCAAAUGGUGAUUCUCAUGUUCCCUUCAGAGAUAGCAAGUUAACCAUGCUUUUGCAGGAUUCUUUUGAGGAUGACAAGUCAAAAAUUUUGAUGAUACUGUGUGCAAGUCCCGACCCUAAGGAGAUGCAUAAGACAAUCUCCACUCUUGAAUAUGGAGCAAAGGCAAAAUGUAUUGUUCGUGGCCAUCAUACACCAACAAAGGAUAAAAUCAGCUUAGAAGAUUCAUCAGCAAUUGUUUUAGGUUCAAGGAUUGCGGCCAUGGACCAGUUCAUUUUUAAGCUUCAGACAGAGAACAAGCUUAGAGAGAAGCAGUGCAAUGAAGCCCAUAAAGAGCUCUUGAAGAAAGAAGAGGAAGUUGCACAACUGAGAGCUAAAAUUGAGCAUAUGGGAGGGAAGGGAUCAGGGGCAAAUGAAGAAGAGAUCAACUUGAAGGUGAAUGAGCGAACCCAGUUUCUUAAAUCUGAGUUGGAAAAGAAAUUGCAGGAGUGUCAGAAAAUGGCAAAUGAGUUUGUCGAAUUAAGUAGAAGGAGAAUGGAGGAAAAGAUAUUUCAACAACAAAAGGAAGUUGAAAUGCUGAGGCGACGCUUGGAGGAAAUAGAGUCUGAGCUUUCCCGUUCUAGGGGCAGCAGUGGGGAGGGGAAAGGGGCAAAGGAUGUGGAUGGAAGCAGCUUUGCCAAAAGGUUGCAAGAAAUCUAUGCUGAUGAGGACCCAGGGAUGGUGAAAUCCAUGGAUUUGGACAUGGGUGAUCAAGAAAUAUUUGUUCGUGAUACAAAUUAUAUAAAUAGUGGUGUUUGUCAAACUAGCAAUAUGGGCAACCAAGGAUCUCCAAGCUAUUCUCAAUUGAUUUCAUUGAAACAGGAGGAAGAUCAUGAAAUUUUUGCACAAAGAUAUACCAACAGAGGAGGUUUGAGCACAGUUUUUGAGGAAGAAGAAAUAGAAGAGGAGGAAUACACAGAUAACGCUGUGGAUGAAGAAGUGAAGAAAGAAGUGAUUAAAGAAAAGACUGUGGAUAAUGCUGGAAUGGUUCAAGCUAGUCCUGGAAUCAAUUUCAAUAUGGGUCCUUCUGCUUCUCCAAAGAAUUUUUCUGUCACACCAAAAUUUCCAAGCAGAAGUUCAGAGGAGAAAGGUUUGGAAUUGGCAGGUGAAAAUCCCAAAGAUGCUGCCUCUUCAAGGCGAAUGAGAAUCCAAAACAUAUUCACACUUUGCGGGAACUAUAGAGAGCUUUCUCAACAUAUCACAACCCCUGUGCUUACCAAAAAGGGCUCUGAAACUCAUGAUUUCCGGUCAUCCCCAGUAAGAACCGUUGAGGAGGAUUCUGCUGUAAAAGUGCUUUUCAAAGAAAAUUCGCCUCAUAAAAGUAUUCCUGUGGAGCCACUUGCAUCAAUUAAACCAGAAAAUGGGCAGAAGUUGACGGAACCCCAGGUAAAAGCAAAUAAGGUAGCUGACGAGAUAGCACUGGAUCUGAAGGAAAACUACAACCACCCAGUUGAUGAGAACGGCAGUGGCCUGAUUGAGGUGUAUGUGAAAUGGGAGGCAUCAAAAGAGAAUCCAGGGAAGCUCAUUACCACACUUAAGGUAGUAAAGGAUGCUAGCUUAUCUGAUUUGCGAAAGCUGAUUGAAAUAUACCUUGGUGCAGAUCAGCAAGCAUUUACUUUUCUUGUCCUUGGGGAUCCUACUGGAGCUCCAGUGCCCAGAGACAAGGAAGCAACAGUGCAGGCUAACAGACUCCCCAUUUGUCACAACCAGUUGAGUGGCCGCCUCGCUUGCUUGCGUCCAGUGAAGGGAAUUCAGCACCCAAAGCAUCUCCCACUAAGCUCACUGGAAAAUAAACUUCCCCUUACUCCAAAUUCCUGUUUCAAGCAGCAAGGUGACUGUUUGUCACCAAAAUUGGCACAAAACUUCAGUUCUACUCCUUAUAUAACUGUUAGUAGACAUUAGUUGUAAUGUCUCAACCUUUUUGUUUUUUGAAUGAAUUGUGUGCUUAGUGGGUCAUUAGUUACAUGUGAACAAUUUCUGUUGUUUUCUUUAUGGGAUGAAAGGAUGAAAGGAAG